Theobroma umbraticum is the source of this 2254-nucleotide messenger RNA. RefSeq names its product Tetratricopeptide repeat (TPR)-like superfamily protein. The record is from RefSeq and is a predicted model, not a curated record. Lineage: Eukaryota; Viridiplantae; Streptophyta; Magnoliopsida; Malvales; Malvaceae. Gene Ontology annotation, biological process: RNA modification. Gene Ontology annotation, molecular function: protein binding; zinc ion binding; RNA binding.
UAACACCUACCCAGUGGAGCACCAGAGAGGUGGUUUCAACAUUUUGAAUAAAUGUGGAAUAAUUUCAGAACACAUCAAUUUGUAGGCGUCUGCCUUUUUAAUAACAAAAAUUUGUAGUAUAAUGGUAAUGUACGCCAAACAUAACUGAUCUUGCAAACUUCAUUUUGCAAAAGCGAUAGCUUGACGAAAGAUGAAAAAGGGGGACCACCCAAAGGUAUCACCAACACUGUGGGGGGAAAAGAUCUGAAAAGGAAAUGUAAGAAUAUUUUCUAUCAGGUAAGGAAAAACCUUAUCCACAUUGGUAAAUUAAAUUGAAGCCAAAGGAAUUAUUGCUCAGUUUCUUUGCAUUAGUGACAAACAAAUGGCAUCCAUCACUCUAACUCCAACAAAGCAGCUCUCCCUGGAAUCAAAUGCCACGCAGACCCUAUCUCUGCUUGAACGAUGUUCGAGAAUGGAGGAACUCAAGCAGAUUCAGGCACAGAUGUUCAAAACAGGCCUUGUUGCAGAUACCAUCACAGUGAGCAGAAUCCUUACUUUCUGUGUGUCUCCGAAAUAUGGUAAUCUAGAAUACGCCCAGAUGGUUUUUGAUAGAGUAAGCAGACCCAAUACUUUCAUGUACAACACCAUGAUUAGAGGAUACUCAAACCACAAAGAACCAGAAAAGGCCUUUCUUCUAUAUCAGCAAAUGCUCUGUCAUUCAGUUCCACACAAUUCCUACACUUUCCCGUUCCUGCUUAAAGCUUGUUCCAGCUUGUUAGCCAUUGAAGAAACCAAGCAAAUUCACGCUCAUGUUAUAAAGUUAGGUUUUGGCUCGGAGGUUUUUGCCACAAAUUCCCUGCUUCAUGUCUAUGCAACAUCAGGCAGCAUCAAAGCCGCUCGUCUGCUAUUUGACCAGGUCCCUGAACGAGAUACUGUUUCUUGGAACUCGAUGAUUGAUGGCUAUACAAAGUGUGGCAAAAUGGAAAUUGCACAUGAAUUUUUUAAGGACAUGCCGACAAAGAAUGUCAUCUCUUGGACGACUAUGAUUUCUGGCUAUGUUGGGGCUGGCAUGUUCAAUGAAGCCUUGAAUUUAUUUCAUGAAAUGCAGAUUGAAGGUGUGAAACCUGACAAUGUGGCCCUGGCAAGCACUCUCUCUGCUUGCUCACAUCUUGGAGCAUUGGAUCAAGGCAGAUGGAUUCACGCAUAUAUUGACAGAAUAGGAGUUGAGAUUGACCCAAUUUUAGGCUGCGUUCUUAUAGACAUGUUUGCGAAGUGUGGUGACAUGGAAGAAGCUUUAGAAGUUUUUAGGAAAGUGAGGAAGAAAGAAGUCUCUUUAUGGACAGCAGUAAUCUCUGGAUUUGCAAUUCAUGGCCGUGGAAGAGAAGCGCUUGUAUGGUUUGACAAUAUGCAAAAGGUAGGAAUCCGCCCAAACCAUAUCACUUUUACUACAAUUCUGACAGCAUGUAGCCAUUCAGGACUGGUUGAAGAAGGAAAAUCCUUGUUUGAGAGCAUGGACAGAGUUCACAAGCUUAGCCCAACAAUAGAGCAUUAUGGGUGCAUGGUUGACCUACUAGGCCGGGCAGGGUUCCUGAGAGAAGCAAUGGGAUUGAUUGAGAAAAUGCCUGUAAAACCAAAUGCUGUCGUUUGGGGAGCACUGCUCAAUGCCUGCCGGAUGCAUAAAAAUGUUGAAUUAGGCAAAAAGAUAGGAAAAUUCCUGAUUGAAGAAGAUCCAAACCACGGUGGCCGAUACAUUCACUUGGCAAGCAUUCAUGCAGUGGCAGGGGACUGGGACCGAGCAGUUGAAGCAAGGAGGCAGAUGAAAGAUCGAGGAGUUUCCAAACUUCCUGGGUGCAGUGCAAUCAGCCUCAAUGGGGUUGUCCAUGAAUUUUUAGCCGGAGGCCAGUCCCAUCCACAGAUAACAGACAUUUACCAAAUGUGGGAUAGUAUUGGGGAAAGACUUGAAAAAGAAGGAUACAAACCUGCAUUGGGGAAUCUACUACUUGAUCUAGAGGAUGAAGCCAAUGAAAUGGCAAUCAAUCGGCACAGUGAGAGGUUGGCUAUUGCAUUUGGAUUACUUGGAACAAAACCAGGCACAACGAUUAGAAUUGUCAAGAAUCUUCGGGUAUGUGAGGAAUGCCACACGGUAACAAAACUUAUCUCCAAGAUAUAUGAUAGGGAGAUUGUCAUGAGGGAUAGGACCAGGUUCCACCUUUUUAGGGAUGGCAAAUGUACUUGUGGAGAUAAAUGGUGAGGAGGGAAAGAGCACCACAUUAUC